AUGCCGAGAGUUAUAGGAAGACAAGUACAUAGAAUGAAUAUUCAAGCAAAAUCUACCGAAGAGUAUUACCGUAUAUCCAUAUUUAACCCGUACAUGGAUUCUUACAUAACUAAACAUGAACAAAGGUUUGUCAAUCAUAAGAUUAAGCUUAACAAUUUUCAGUCACUGUUUGAUACAGAAGAAAAUGAAGAUAAAUUUAUUCAAUUAGCCGAUGAUUACAAAGAUGAUCUGAAGUUCACAAAUCAUUCGUUAUUAUCAACUGAAUAUAAAUUAUGGCAAAGAAGAUUAAAAAACAUAAGAAAAAAACCGGAAAACGCACUCCAAGCAAUGACAGUUUACAAUAAAGAAAUGUACCCAAGUGUCUUCAAACUCCUUCAGAUCCUUGCUACUAUACCAGUUUCCACUGCAUCAAAUGAGCGCUCCUUUUCAAAUUUAAAAAGAAUCAAAACAUAUCUACGAAAUUCUAUGACCGAAGCUAGACUAAACGGCUUAGCAAUAAUAUCGAUUCAUAGGGAUGAGCAAUGUUUAACAGUUGACGCAGUCUUGGCAGAACUAGGCGAAACCAAAAGAAGAUUAGAAUUUAUUUUGUAA
Rhopalosiphum maidis (corn leaf aphid) is the source of this 591-nucleotide messenger RNA. RefSeq names its product 52 kDa repressor of the inhibitor of the protein kinase-like. The transcript is spliced from 2 exons. Lineage: Eukaryota; Metazoa; Arthropoda; Insecta; Hemiptera; Aphididae. Gene Ontology annotation, molecular function: protein dimerization activity. The record is from RefSeq and is a predicted model, not a curated record. Bases 1 to 591 code for a protein of 196 amino acids.